CAUGCAAAUAUGAUGAGUUUGUUAGUAUCAAUGCAACAGUUUUUGGUUUUGGUUGUUUUAGUGCAAUCCCUUUCCAUGGGAACUCAUCAGGCUGUGGCCUCCACGGUAUCAACAUCUGAUGAGACUGCUCUAUUGGCAUUGAAAGGAGCAAUCACAUCCGACCCUUUUCAAAUCUUGUCCAACAAUUGGUCUCUCCAAACUCCACACUGUGAUUGGAUUGGCGUUACUUGCAAUGCUAAGCACCAAAGAGUGACCCAAUUGAAUCUCUUCAAUAUGGGUCUCAACGGCACCAUUCCUGAGGAGAUUGGUGGCCUCUCAUUCCUUGCAACUUUCAACAUCAGCACCAAUAGUUUCCAUGGCCAAAUCCCAGAAAGCAUUGGAUUCUUGACCAAACUCCAGAGUUUGGAUCUGUCCUACAACAAUCUCACUGGAAACAUCCCCCCAACUAUAUACAACAUUUCUUCCUUGCAAUUUGUAGCCAUGAAAUACAAUAGUCUCUCUGGGAUUAUUCCGGCGGGCAUUUGUGAUAACUACAGGCAGCUACAAAGCUUGUCUCUCAGAUCAAAUCAAUUGAGUGGUCAGAUUCCAUCAAGUCUCCACAAAUGUACCGAACUAAGAGUUUUGAGUUUAGGAGACAAUGAAUUUCAUGGAAGCAUACCACCUGAAAUUGGCAACUUUUCCAAGCUCGAGAUGUUAUAUCUAUAUGGCAACAACUUGACAGGAGAUUUGCCUUGGACAAUCUUCAAUAUUUCAUCUUUAAUAGCACUUGACUUUGAGAGGAAUGAACUCUCUGGAACUCUUCCAAAUGACCUCUGUUAUCUCCUUCCACAAUUGGAGAUUCUGGCCAUUGGGAGAAACCAUAUUCGUGGAGAAAUCCCUCAAGCUCUAUCCAGUUGCAGGAAACUUCAUGUACUUUCCAUGUCUCACAAUGAACUCUCUGGAAGAUUACCUAGCGACAUCUGGAACGUGUCAUCUCUUCGGGAUCUCUAUCUUGGAGAUAUGAACUUGACAGGCUUAAGACAUUGGAUUUCACCAAGUCUUGAAGGACUUCUUUUCGCUGAAAACCAAUUCAGUGGAACCAUUCCUAGCACUAUAUCAAAUGCCUCCCAACUCAUAACGCUUGAUCUUGGGAAUAACAUGUUCAGUGGCCAUGUACCUUUGGUGUUUGAAAAUUUACACCAACUUCGAUAUUUUAACAUAGAAGGAAACCAUAUCACAAAUGAUCCAUCGGCCAAUGAGCUGAGCCUACUCACUUCAUUGUCGAAAUGCAAGAAUUUGAAAAGGGUUAUUUUGGCCGGCAAUCCAUUCAACACAGUUCUUCCCAGCUCAUUAGAUGUUGGCAAUAAGUCGUCGUCGUUGAAAAUCUUGUAUGCAGCUGAUUGUCACUUGAAAGGCAGUAUUCCAAGUGGAAUUAGUAACUAUAUCAACUUGAUUUAUUUGGACUUGUCCCAAAAUAACCUCUCAGGUUCGCUUCCUGGAACAUUGGGACAUUUGCUGAGGUUACAGGGUUUAUUCGUAUAUAACAAUAAAAUUGAAGGAUCAAUACCAAACACUUUAUGCUAUCUGAAGGACUUAUAUGAAUUGCAUCUUGAAGACAAUAAGCUCUCAGGGAGCAUACCAAGCUGUUUUGGAAAUAUAUCCUCUUUGAGAAAAAUAUAUCUAGGUUCCAAUUUAUUUACAUCUACUAUUCCGCUUGGCUUCUGGAAUAACAAGGAUGUCUUAGAGCUGGACAUGUCCUCCAGUUUACUUAGUGGUACCUUGUCUUAUGAAAUUGGAAGUAUGCACACCAUGAUAUACCUCAAUCUUUCAGGUAACCAAUUUUCUGGAGAAAUUCCUGACACCAUUGGGCAACUUCAGAAUUUGCUUAAUCUCUCUCUAUCAUCAAAUAGGCUUCAUGGUCGUAUUCCUAAAUCAUUUGAUAGUUUGAUAAGCUUGCAAGCAUUAGAUUUAUCUAAUAAUAGCCUCUCUGGUGGUAUUCCAAAGUCGAUGGAAAAGCUCAAAUAUCUAGUGUAUCUGAAUAUGUCUUUCAAUUAUCUCAGCGGUAGAAUUCCAAAUAGUGGACCUUUCAAAAAUUUUAGCAUGGAGUCAUUCAUGGGUAACAAGGAACUAUGUGGACCUUCUCGAUUCCAUGUCAUGGAAUGCAAAGAAGGUAAAGGAAAACCGAGAAACAUUGCCAUAUUUCUCAAGUAUGUUUUGUCAUCUCUUGUAUCUGUGUUUGUUGUUGCUGUUCUACUGGUUUGGUUGCUUACUUUCUGGAAGAGAAACAAACGAAGGGAACCUCGGACUGAAGAUUCACUUGAUGUUGCACUCAAGAGGAUUUCAUACUAUGAAAUUCUUCGUGCUACAGAAGGUUUUGAUGAGAGCAACUUGAUAGGCAGGGGGAGUUUUAGCUCAGUGUUCAAGGGCACUUUUGUUGAUGGGGUGAUUGCUGCUAUAAAAGUCUUCAAUUUGGAUGUGCACGAUUCAAUCAGAAGCUUUGAAGUAGAGUGCCAAGUGCUAAGGAAUAUUCGACACAGAAAUCUUGUCAAAGUAAUAACCAGUUGCUCCAACCUCGACUUCAAAGCUCUGAUUUUAGAGUAUAUGCCCAAUGGGAGCCUCGACAAAUGGCUCUAUUCAUAUAAUUAUUUCCUAGAUAUCUAUCAGAGGCUAGGAAUAAUGAUGGAUGUUGGGAAUGCUCUUGAGUACUUGCAUCAUGGUCAUUCUUUUCUGGUGGUUCAUUGUGAUUUGAAGCCUGGCAACAUUCUUUUAGAUGAAAACAUGGUUGCACAUGUUGGUGACUUUGGUAUAGCUAAGCUACUGGACAAAGAUAAGGCCACUAAGCAGACAAAAACCAUGGGCACAGUUGGAUACAUGGCUCCAGAGUAUGGUUGUGCAGGAAUAGUAUCCAGCAUGGGAGAUGUAUACAGUUUUGGGAUUCUACUAAUGGAAGUAUUCACGAGAAAGAAGCCCACAGAUGAGAUGUUCCAUGGAGACUUCACCAUGAGGAAAUGGGUGUCUGAUUCAUUGCCUGAUGCAAUAAUGGAGAUUGUUGACUCCAAUUUAGUGACAGGAGAAGAAGGUGGAGGGCAAGAAAUAGAGGAGUGCUUCUUGAUGGUGAUGAGAUUAGCUAUGGAAUGCACAUAUGAUUUUCCAGCGGAGAGGAUCACCAUGGAAGAUGCUAUAGUAAGACUCAAGUAUACACAACAAAAGUUCAACCAAAAUGUCUCUAUAAGUUUAGUUUAAUUUGCAUGCUUUGAAAUGUUGCUCAUUACUUGGAUAUUGUAUUAUGAUUUCAGGGAAUUCUGUUAAUGUCCCCUCAAAAAGUAAUAAGAACC
Messenger RNA from Ipomoea nil (Japanese morning glory), 3314 nucleotides. RefSeq names its product probable LRR receptor-like serine/threonine-protein kinase At3g47570. Gene Ontology annotation, molecular function: ATP binding; protein kinase activity; protein binding. The record is from RefSeq and is a predicted model, not a curated record. Gene Ontology annotation, biological process: protein phosphorylation. Lineage: Eukaryota; Viridiplantae; Streptophyta; Magnoliopsida; Solanales; Convolvulaceae. The transcript has 4 exons. Bases 10 to 3222 code for a protein of 1070 amino acids.